AAGAAAUCGUUCGUUGGACUUUUCUCAACCUAUGAUCAGAAGCAUUUGUUUUCGUAGAACACCUUUCAUAAAUAAAUAGCUGUUGGGUUGGGAAUGACUUGUUUUUCUCAUGGAAUGUUUUUGUGGGAGCACCACCCUCUCAUAUGGCGGCAGCAACCACAAUUUGCUACAAUCCCUCUUUUUUUUUCAAGGGGUCAAUUUUGCUUAGACAAAGAUACUUGAAAAACACUUCCUUUGCUUAUAGUUUAUCUGCUUCAAGAUCAUCACUUUCAGGGGGGUUUGGUCCAAGGAAACCUGUUUUGGGAAGAAACUCGUUCUGGGUAUCAAAAACCAUGGACGAAUCCGUUAGAACUUCUGCUUCCAGAGAUGGAAACAGUGAUGAACACAUUCGAGUGCUUGAACAAGAAGCUUUCAUCGAUGGGUCGGCCCAGUUUCGGCCCAAGUUUUUGUCUGUUGAGAUGGAAUACACGCUCAAUAAACUGAGCAAGUGGAUAGUAACGGCCCUCUUUGGUGGUGUCAUUUUUUGGAGGCAUGACGCAGAAGCCUUAUGGUUUGCCGCAGGAUCUAUUUUGAAUGCUUUGCUUUCUGUUUGGCUCAAACAUAUACUGAACCAGGAACGACCUUCAGAUCUGAAAUCUGACCCUGGGAUGCCGUCUUCACACGCACAAUCCAUAUUCUUCACUGUCUUCUUUGUUAUUUUGUCAAUUGUAGAAUGGCUCGGGCUAAAUGGAUUCACCAUUGCCAUGGGUGGACUGGCCUUGGCAUUUGGUUCUUUUUUUUCAUACCUAAGAGUGUCGCAACAACUUCAUACAAUGAGCCAAGUGAUUGUUGGAGCUGCUAUCGGGUCCAUUUUCUCAAUCUUAUGGUAUUGGCUAUGGAACGGUUUCAUGCUAGAUGCAUUUGUAUCUUUUCUGUGGGUUAGAACCGUUGUUGUUUUGGGGUCUGCAGGACUUUGCUUGGGUUUUGUUUUAUUUGCAAUUCGUUAUUGGCUUCAAGACGACUAGAACUUUAAAACGUGUACAACAUUGCAAUCUGAUUUAAUGGCUAAGACAUCUCCUUUUGUUUCUUUCAAGAUUGA
Molecule: messenger RNA, 1078 nt
Organism: Abrus precatorius (Indian licorice)
Lineage: Eukaryota; Viridiplantae; Streptophyta; Magnoliopsida; Fabales; Fabaceae
Product: lipid phosphate phosphatase epsilon 1, chloroplastic-like
Exons: 4
Coding region: 144-1004 (286 amino acids)
Biological process (GO): protein N-linked glycosylation; lipid biosynthetic process
Cellular component (GO): endoplasmic reticulum membrane; intracellular membrane-bounded organelle
Molecular function (GO): dolichyldiphosphatase activity
Source: RefSeq, a predicted model, not a curated record